Molecule: messenger RNA, 653 nt
Organism: Paraphaeosphaeria sporulosa
Lineage: Eukaryota; Fungi; Ascomycota; Dothideomycetes; Pleosporales; Didymosphaeriaceae
Product: CBD9-like protein
Exons: 2
Coding region: 1-630 (209 amino acids)
Source: RefSeq, a predicted model, not a curated record
AUGAAGCUCUCCACGCUGCUUUUUGGCAGCAUCGCUACACUUGUGGGCGCGCAAUUGGCCGCCCCAUACACCGACGUUAAGAGCAACAUAACUUUCCAAGCUUACCGUCACAGUACGGGUUACUUCCUUGGAGUUGCGCUACCAGAAAAUCCCGCUGGCAACACCGACUUCAUCGUUACGAUCGGCGGCAAGGGAAAUGGCUGGGGUGGAGCGAGCCUGGCAGGACCGAUGAAGAAUGCACUGUUGGUUUUGGCGUGGCCGAACAACAACACAAUCGUUAGUUCUUUCAGGAAAACAAACCAAUAUGGUUCACCCCCCGUCACCACCGGAACCUUCACACAAUUGCCCAUCGCCAACGGAACAUAUACCAACAGUACGCACUGGACCUAUACAUUUGUUUGUUCAAAAUGUAUCCAAUCCGACGGUACAACCUUCGCCGCUAACGAUAACACCACCGUCUUGGGCUAUGCACUCAGCUCUGCCGCCCCCUCCCAAAAGGGCAAUGCAGCUAGCUCGGUGUCGAAACAUUCCUCCGAAGGCCAAGCCACAUUCGAUCUGGUCAAAGCUAGAAGCAAGGACUUUGCUACGUGGAAAUCUUGGGCUGCACCGAAGGUUGCAAAUGUACUCUAGAGCUGAUGCAGCUACCCCAGGAC